Molecule: messenger RNA, 960 nt
Organism: Dendroctonus ponderosae (mountain pine beetle)
Lineage: Eukaryota; Metazoa; Arthropoda; Insecta; Coleoptera; Curculionidae
Product: N-lysine methyltransferase KMT5A-A
Molecular function (GO): protein binding; histone H4K20 methyltransferase activity
Source: RefSeq, a predicted model, not a curated record
GCUCAGUUUAAAUAACCCGCUUAUUAACACUGUAAUUGAACCAAUCAUAACCCGCGUGCCACUGCCAAUUAAAAUGUACUUAAAAUAUGCUUAAACUGUAAUUAACCGACAACGUCGCCCAGCCAUGUUUAGUGAAAUUAGUUGUAAACAAACCAUAGCAUUGUGAGGAAGUUCGGAUUUUCUUCAAUAAAACUCUGCUUCUUUAUACAGCUUUUUGUCUUUAAAUUGUAAAAAACACUGCAGUUGUACAAACAGAUCAGCAUUUUUCAGUGAAAGAAGUCAAGCGGCCUUAAUCAUCACUGCAACAUGGUCAAAGCUCCGAAAGAAAGUCGAGGAAAUGAAGAAUAUAGGCCUAGCCGCAAGCUAACAGAAUAUUUUUCACUAAGGAAGUCUAAUAGAAAGACAAAAAUGCAGGUUUUAAGGGAAAAGCAAAAGUCGCUUGAAAACUAUUUGAGAAACGAGACUGAAGACGGCCUAGAGUGCCGACUGACUGAAAACAAGGGAAGAAGUGUCUUCGCAACUAGGAACUUCGAAAAGGACUCGUUCGUAGUGGAAUACAGUGGCGAUUUUCUUAGUUUACUGGAAGCGAAUCAGCGUGAAGAACACUAUGCCCGAGACGAAACUACUGGCUGUUAUAUGUAUUAUUUUAAAUACAAGGAUCGGACGUUUUGCAUUGACGCAACACAAGAAACGGGACGAUUGGGGAGAUUGAUCAACCAUUCCAGAACCAGCAGUAACCUAUACACCAAAUCCAUACUUGUGGAUGGCUUGCCAAGAUUGGUGCUGCUGGCAAGACACAAUAUCAAAAAAGGGCAAGAACUGUUCUAUGAUUAUGGGGACCGCAGUAGGGAGUCCAUCAAAUAUCACCCAUGGUUAAAAGAAUAAGAAACGCAAUAGAUCUGCUUAUUUUAGUAUUUAUAUAUACUUUCCUGACUGUUUCAAUUCCAAAUCAAAUUCAUU